Messenger RNA from Panicum hallii, 1873 nucleotides. Its product is annotated as 2,3-dimethylmalate lyase-like. Bases 61 to 1539 code for a protein of 492 amino acids. Gene Ontology annotation, molecular function: catalytic activity. Lineage: Eukaryota; Viridiplantae; Streptophyta; Magnoliopsida; Poales; Poaceae. The transcript is spliced from 8 exons. The record is from RefSeq and is a predicted model, not a curated record.
CCCGACUACCCGAGUGAGAAGCCAGUGUGAUUACCACCGGCACCGAGCGGGGGGACGGCUAUGGCGUGCUACGCCGCGCUCGCGCUCCUGCACCCGCCGCUCGAUUCCUCGCUCUCCCCGUGCUCCUCCUCACGGCGCGCCGGCGCCACGCGAGCCCCGCCGCGCCUCCAGCGCGUAGCAGCCCCCUCGUUGCUCGCCUCCGCCCGAGCUCUCGCCCGUGUCAGGAUCUCCCCCCGCUGCGCCGCCUCCGCCGGCCCCCCUGGAGAGACGCCCGCGGCAGCGCUCCGGCGGGUGCUGGAGACACCGGGCGCGCACCAGGCGCCCGCCUGCUACGACGCGCUCAGCGCACGCCUCGUCGAGCGCGCCGGGUUCAGGGCCUGCUUCACGAGCGGUUUCUCAAUAUCCGCUGCACGGCUUGGAUUGCCAGAUGUUGGUCUUAUCUCCUACGGGGAAAUGAUUGAUCAAGGACGUCUUAUCACUGAAGCGGUAUCAAUCCCUGUGAUUGGUGAUGCUGAUAAUGGUUACGGAAAUUCUAUGAAUGUCAAGAGAACAGUAAAAGGGUUUAUUAAUGCUGGUUUCGCUGGAAUGAUUCUUGAAGAUCAGGUGUCGCCAAAAGCAUGUGGCCAUACACAAGGAAGGAAGGUUGUCUCAAGGGAGGAAGCAAUUAUGCACAUAAAAGCUGCUGUAGAUGCCAGGAAUGAGAGUGGCUCUGAUAUUGUUAUUGUGGCAAGGACAGAUUCUCGUCAAGCUUUGUCUCUUGAUGAAGCAUUAUGGAGAGUACGAGCCUUUGCUGAUGCUGGAGCAGAUGUUCUAUUCAUUGAUGCCCUUGCCUCAAGAGAAGAGAUGAAGGCAUUUUGUGCUAUUGCACCUGGAGUUCCAAAAAUGGCCAACAUGUUAGAAGGCGGUGGUAAAACUCCUAUACUGAGCCCUGUUGAACUUGAAGAGAUAGGUUAUAAAAUCAUAGCCUACCCCUUAUCUCUAAUCGGUGUAUCGAUGCGUGCAAUGGAGGAUGCUCUUAUUGCUAUAAAGGGUGGUCGCAUACCUCCUCCAAGCAGCUUGCCAUCAUUUGAGGAGAUCAAGGAUACCCUUGGGUUUGAUCACUAUUAUGAAGAAGAAGAAAAAUAUGUUGUGACACCAGCCCAAUCAUCGUACAGGACUGCCUAUGGUGAUUAUACAAGUGAACCAAGCAGUUCAAGAGAUUCCAGUUCCACGACUGAAAAACCACAAGAACCUGUUAUUGACAUAUUGCCUCAGCUCUAUGAUAUUGGUUCCAGUAGCAGCAGAGGACCUUCAACUGGAAUGUGGUCUCGUACUCUUCGACUAAAGAUUACAGGAAGAGAUGGAGUCCAGAAAAUUGAUGCCAGGAUACCUGCCGGGUUCUUAGAAGGGAUGACAAGAAUUAUUCCAGGCUUGGCUGGAGCUGAUAUAAUGGAAAGGCUUCGGAAUGCACCUAUUGAUGCAGACAAUCCCCAGAAUGGUCAGAUACUGCUUGAUUUUGAGGAUGCCAUGGGAGAUAGGAUCCAGGUUUUCAUUGCUUGAACGUGCGUAUGCUAUCUAUGCUGGCACACUGCCAAACUCCGAAAGUAUGGACGUUUCAAGUAGCAUCGGGGUCCUGGCAUCUUGUUCAUUGUGUUAGACAGUGAGCCGGAGUAAUCCAACUAGUAGUUUAAGCAGGUGAUUUAGACAUUGGUUAUGUUGCGAUGAACUAUUUAUACCUGACUAGGCCUUUCCUGCCUGCAUCCAGUUGGUCAAGCAAAGAUGUUAGCCAGCUGCAUACUGCAGGAUGAGUUUCUCUGCAUCCUUGUUUCUGUGAUAGAAACCCUUAAGUUGAUUUCGAAUAAAUGAGUAACUCUUGAUGAGUUAUGGAUUAACA